This is a messenger RNA of Heterobilharzia americana, 903 nucleotides long. NCBI's taxonomy places the organism in Eukaryota, Metazoa, Platyhelminthes, Trematoda, Strigeidida, Schistosomatidae. The record is from the annotation of a GenBank genome assembly.
AUGGUCAAAAUGAUAUUGCAUAAAUAUAUACUAUGUACUAAACUACUCAUGCCGAAAAAUGCCAAUUCUUACUUUUUAGUUAUCUUUACGUAUCAUUUCUAUCAUUUUAGAUAUUCCCCCUUGAACGCAAUGCGUGCUGUGAUACAACGUGUUAAAAAUGCUUCUGUUAGUGUAAAUGACUCGGUUGUCUGUGAAAUCGGUCGUGGAAUACUCGUCCUCAUUGGUUUGUCAAGACGAGAUACAGAAACUGAUAUGAAGUAUAUUGUACGAAAAAUACUGAAUAUUCGUUUAUUUCCUUCUCCAGAUGGUACACGUCGUUGGGAUAAAAGUGUUAAAGAUUUGAAUUUGGAAAUCCUUUGUGUCAGCCAAUUUACACUUUAUAGCGAGUUGAAAGGUAAUAAAUUAGAUUUUCACUGUGCUAUGGAUCCAAAGUUAUCAAAGGAUAUGUAUUCACAGCUUGUGGAUCAAAUAAAGAAAAAUUACACUGAAGACAAAGUUAAAGAUGGAAUUUUCGGUGCAGUGAUGGACGUCAGUCUUAUCAAUGAUGGACCCGUUACUAUUACACUUGAUUCGAAUCCGGAUAUCAAUCGAAACAUUACAUCAGAUCCAUGUGAUAGUAAAAAUCAAGAUGUAUAAUAACUUGCAACUUAUUUAAUUAUUGAAUAAAUUUGUAAAAAAGAACAUUUUUUCAUGGCUUUAUUUUGCAUCUUUUACAAAUUUUAUUUGUUAGUUUUACGCUAUCGAAUCUUAUAGCUUCGCGGAAUAAUUAGUUCUUCUGGAAUUUUCACCAUUUAUCUAAUUUUGACGAAAACAUUCGUUAGUAGAGCAUUUUGUUGCUCAUUCUGUCUGCUGGUUAAUUCCAGUUCCGUUGUUGUGUUGAUAAUAUAAACAUAUAUAUUGUUC